AAUAGCAUUUAGCAGAAUUUGGUCAUGACCUUAUGGUCACCCUAAUCAUGACCUUUGGCAAAAACUACGCCUCCUUCAUUUUUCAGUGGAUCAGCUGGAGUGUCCUUAGCCGCUGGUGAGUGCAUAUCGGAGUAAAUGAAUAACCAUGCAUCAUCCUGUGUCCAAUAUGAAUAACUCCAAGCGCAGAACUACCGUUCUAGCAGCUGAUGACACUGAAGGGAUUCACCCAACUGAUGAUCAGAGCGGAUUUUUUGCCAAAGGUCGAGAUUUUGAGAGUCGCUAUGUCAAUCACCAAUACACGGAACAGGAAAAAGAACUCCUUGCCAGCUAUGAGAGUGCUGAUUAUCUUCCAUCUCAUAGCCAUGUAUAUGAAAACUGGCUGAGACAACAGCCCAAAAGGUUGGAAUGGGAUCGAUGGGUUAUGAUGGGUCUGAUUGGCUUCUCUACUGGCCUGGUUGGAUUUUUGCUGCACCAAAUGAUCAGCAUCAUUUCAACAUUGAAGUGGGACAAUACUCAAGAAUAUCUCACUCGGUCUGGUCUGGCUUUGGCAUGGGUUUGGGCUACUAGUAUCGGCUUAUUGUUGGUCAUGUUUGGAAGCGCUAUGGUUGUGAUCCUCAGGCCUUCAGCUGCAGGAUCAGGUUUACCUGAAUUGAUUGGCUUUUUGAAUGGGACAUUAGUGAGACACAUAUUUAAUGUGAAGACUCUUGCUGUCAAGUUUGUAUCUUGCAUCUGUGCUGUAUCGAGUGGGCUGCCAGUGGGUCCUGAAGGACCAAUGAUUCACAUGGGAUCCCUGAUUGGUGCUGGAAUGAGUCAAUUCAAGUCUGACACUUUGAAGUUUGAUAUUCCUUUCUUUCAGAGGUUUCGCAAUCCUGAAGACAGGAGAAACUUCAUUUCAGCAGGUGCUGCAGCCGGUGUAGCUUCUGCUUUUGGUGCUCCUGUUGGAGGUCUCCUAUUUGCCAUGGAAGAGGUGUCAUCUUUCUGGAGUAUGAAACUAUCGUGGCAGGUCUUCUUCUGUUGUAUGGUUUCUACUUUUACCACUGACCUGUUCAACUCUGCGUUUCACAAUUUCAAGUAUCAAGGCCAAUUCGGUCUUUUCAAAACACAAAGUUACAUUAUAUUUAAGGUUCUUGAAAGUCUUGAUGUGAAUAUACUCAUGUUUAUUCCGACGGUUGUGCUGGGAGUACUUGGCGGUUUGCUUGGAGGAUUGUUUGUGUUCAUGAACUUGAAACUAGCAAGGCUUAGACGGGCUAUCAUAUCCAAGGUCAAACAACAUUGGAAAAAGAAAGCCCUUAAGAUCGUUGAACCCUGCCUUAUCAUAAUUUUAUUUUCUACUGCAAGUGUUCUGCUGCCUGCUGCAUUCAAUUGUAGCCCUUACUCGUGCUACCUAAGUGGAGAAAAACAAUCCCCUCAGUCCUACAGCCCUAGAUGUUUAGUGGAAGAAAAAGGUAGUCAGACUGAGGUGGAUGUCAGUUUGUACACAUGUUCACCUGGAAUUGUUAUCAGGGAUGAAAAUGACAGCAUUGCGUUCUCAAACAAAACCUUCAAUCAAGUUGCUACUUUGCUUUUUCUAACUGGUGAAGAAGCCAUUCAACAUCUCUUCUCAAGGCAAACUCACUGGGAGUUCAACUAUCUGCCGCUUAUGACAGUUUUGAUUUUGUAUUUUACUAUGGCUUGCUGGACAUGUGGCUCAAACAUCUCAUCAGGUCUCGUUGUACCAAUGCUAUUCAUUGGAGCACUGUAUGGACGGAUCAUUGGUAUGCUGCUAGUAUCUAUGUUUGGAGUGAAGUCCAUUACAACUGAUGAAUAUUGGGCUUGGAUGGACCCUGGGGCUUUUGCCUUAAUAGGUGCUGCAUCUUUCUUUGGAGGUGUGUCCAGAUUGACAAUGUCUCUUACGGUUAUAAUGAUGGAGAUCACAAAUGAUAUUCAGUUCUUACUUCCAAUUAUGGUGGCAAUAAUGAUGGCCAAGUGGGUAGGUGAUUUUGUCACUCAUCCACUCUACCAUGCCCUGCUUGAGGUCAAGUGUAUUCCCUUUUUAGAUGCCGAACCAGUCAUUGUACACGAGGGCAAGAGUGUCAACUUAGAACUAUUCAAGACCAGUGAUGCCAUGGCAAGCCCAGUCCAUGUGUUGCACAGCAAAGAAUCUGUCAGCACUAUUGCUCAGCUACUUCUAGACACUACUCAUGGUGGCUUUCCUGUGGUGAAAUCUGGCUCUGGUAUGGAGAACCAUCAGUUCAUUGGACUUAUAACGAGGUUAGAGCUGAGUGUCAUGUUGAUGAAUAGCUGUUUAUUUGAAUCAGCUGACUCCACUAGUGAAGAUCAACCAGAUAUAUCUCAACUUGAUUACCAAACAGUCAUGGCAGAGAAGCUUGUGGAUCCAGUUGCAGCUGAGCAGUUGUUUCAUACCUAUUGUGAAGACCCACAAUAUCAGGAUCUCUAUAUUAAUUUGGUGCCCUAUGUUAAUGUAUCAGCACCUGCAGUUCCACAGUACUUUUCACUCCACCGGACAUACAUCAUUCUGCGCACCCUUGGAUUACGUCAUCUGACUGUUGUUGAUGGUUACAACAAUGUUGUAGGCAUCAUUACACGUAAGGACUUGAUGGGUUUCCAGAUGGAGGAAAAAAUUGGGGCUGUGCUGGCCAACAGACUAGAAGGGAUUAGGUUGCCAAGUCCCUCAUCUGUGAAGUCUAAUGUGGAGCUUGAUGAGGUAACUAAUCAUGGAGGAAAUGCCUCUCAAUGUUGAACAGUACUCAUAAUUGUAAGAAAAUAAAUUUAGUAAUUGAGACAAUUUAUUAUAUAACUAAUAAGUUUGACUGAAGUAUUGUUCCAAGAAAAUAAAUUGAAUUUGUGGUAAAAGUUCAAAGAAAUCAAGUUGUUUUUAUAGGAAUAUCUUUCAUAUUCAGUGUUUCAAAUGUAUGUUGUUUUAAAAUACAUAUCAACUGGGGCCAAGUUCGGGCAAGGACCAUUAGUCGACUAGUGGUUUAUUUGUGACGUACCUUACGCCUGCGCACUAAUAGCAAAGUGCGAACGUCUCUAGUCGAACGCU
Molecule: messenger RNA, 3043 nt
Organism: Patiria miniata (bat star)
Lineage: Eukaryota; Metazoa; Echinodermata; Asteroidea; Valvatida; Asterinidae
Product: chloride channel protein B-like
Exons: 17
Coding region: 146-2740 (864 amino acids)
Biological process (GO): transmembrane transport; chloride transport
Cellular component (GO): membrane; intracellular membrane-bounded organelle
Molecular function (GO): voltage-gated chloride channel activity
Source: RefSeq, a predicted model, not a curated record